ACUAAAUGAAGAGAGCGGCGGAGAAUUGUUUUCGCGGGAGUCGGCAUAUCAUAGUAGAGACAGUAUGGACGGAGCAUUCAUUCAACAACAUCAGUGGUACUGUGCUUUAUUCUUGUUGAAGUGUUUCAAAAGAUACCUUUGACUGUGCUAUUUACUGCUUCACUGCAAUCUCGCCAUUCCCUUCUGAAAACCCCCUAUAUCGAUUCACCUCGACUUAUUGCGUCAUGGGACUCAAAGAAGAUCUGAACUACGAUCCUCCAUGCCAUCCUCGAGCAUGCGCUAUCCAAGCCUGCCUGACCAAAAACUCGUACCGCGAAGACAAGUGCCAAGCGCAAAUCGACGCCUUGUACGAAUGUUGUAACGCCUUCUACCAGCAACAAGGCGACGAGGGCAAGACCGUGAGCUGUCCGAAAGCCAACCUGCUGCGAUUGAAGAUGAAGCAACGGGCGGAGGCACGAGGCUGA
Aspergillus glaucus CBS 516.65 is the source of this 464-nucleotide messenger RNA. RefSeq lists its product as uncharacterized. Gene Ontology annotation, cellular component: mitochondrial intermembrane space. The transcript has 4 exons. The coding region runs from base 225 to 464 and encodes 79 amino acids. NCBI's taxonomy places the organism in Eukaryota, Fungi, Ascomycota, Eurotiomycetes, Eurotiales, Aspergillaceae. The record is from RefSeq and is a predicted model, not a curated record.